AUGAAGAUCUGCUCUCUUCAUCUCCUUGGGCUUCUUGCCAUGGUGCUCGUGUCGGUGUGCGCUGACGGGCAAGGUCCCAACAGCAAGCUUCGGAUGGAGAAGAUGGAAGCUCGGAUGGCGCGCAUGGAGGAGAUGCAGAAGCAUCUUCUAACGACUCUUACUCAGAACGAAGAGCUGACAAACCGAGUGACAGCGCUCGAGCAGCAGAUAGCAGCGUGGAACAUAGGUGGCAUUGUCAAGAACAUCACUGCGAUUGAAAGUAUCAUCAAGAGGCCUACGAACGACGGAGAUAUCUCAUGGAAGCUCAUCAGUUCGGGUCUUGUGCUGAUGAUGACCAUCCCUGGCGUUGCUCUCUUCUACGGAGGGCUCGUUCGUGUACAGAACGUGCUGUCGACAGUUAUGCAGAGCUUCUCCAUCGCGUGCCUCGUCACCAUCCUGUGGGCGGCGUUUGGAUACAGCUUGUGCUUCGACACAGGAUCGCCAGUCUUCGGAGGAGCAAAAAAGUUCUGGUUGCAGAACGUGUACGGAAAUCACCGUCAUCCGCUAUCGCCAACAGUUCCAGAGCCGUUGUUCUGCAUGUUCGAGCUAACCUUUGCCAUCAUCACCCCCGCGCUCAUCAGCGGCUCUUUUGCUGACAGGAUGCGGUUUGGUCCUACCCUGGUCUUCAUUGCCUUCUGGCACAUCCUUGUAUACUGCCCGAUCGCCCACUCCAUGUGGAUGACCGACGGGUUCUUGCACGAGGCCGGUAUCCUGGACUUUGCUGGAGGCAACGUAGUGCACAUAUCAGCCGGCUGCUCUGGCCUCAUGUCGUCAAUCGUUGUGGGGAAGCGAACGGGAUACGGCAGGGAGCAGUUCCAGCCCCACAACAUCCUCAUCUCGGUCCUCGGAGCAUCUCUGAUGUGGGUUGGCUGGUUCGGAUUCAACGGGGGUUCAGCAGAGUAUGCCAACGGGCAAGCGACCAUGGCCGUCCUGAACUCACAGGCAAGGGAGGAUUGCAGCGGCUACGGGCUCUCUGUCGUGGAUGUUGACGGAGUGGAAGAUAAGGAAGCGACCGAGGCUGAGCACCCUCCAGCGUCCUUGGGAUCAUUAGUGGAGCGAUCUCUGGGCUGGUCGCCAUCACCCCAGGAGCAGGGCAUCGCUCGAUCUCUCGCGCUCUGUGCAAUCCUGACGCUUCCUCUCCAGCUCAAAAGUCGCUUCGGGUACGACGACGCUCUGGACGCCUUCGGCAUCCACGGCCCGGGAGGUUUCUUGGGAGGCAUCCUGACAGGCUUCUUUGCCAACGCGAAUGUCCAAAUUCUCUCCCCUGUCAAUGGCGCUUUCUAUGGCAACCCCAAGCAGCUCUAUGGUAUCGCCAUAGCGGCAGUUUGGUCCUGCGCUAUCUCCUUUCUCCUCCUCAAGCUGGUGGACUACACCAUCGGGCUGCGUGUAGCCAUUGACGAGGAGCUGCUGGGGCUGGACAUGGUCUGCCACGGAGAAUCUAUGUUCCCUCAGAGAUCUGCUGUACCUAGCGACUGGCCCAAGAGCGAGUACAGCGGCAGCCUGAGGGCAGAAAACUUUAACGAAACGAUCCGAGGGCAGCAGGACUGGCACGACGCGACCUUCCAUGGGGAGGGCGAGGAGCAGGAGGCUGAGCUCACCGGUAGUCUAGCCAACGCGCCGGGCUGA
This is a messenger RNA of Guillardia theta CCMP2712, 1665 nucleotides long. Its product is annotated as ammonium transporter. Gene Ontology annotation, biological process: ammonium transmembrane transport. NCBI's taxonomy places the organism in Eukaryota, Cryptophyceae, Pyrenomonadales, Geminigeraceae. Gene Ontology annotation, cellular component: plasma membrane. The transcript has 11 exons. The record is from RefSeq and is a predicted model, not a curated record. Bases 1 to 1665 code for a protein of 554 amino acids. Gene Ontology annotation, molecular function: ammonium channel activity.